This is a messenger RNA of Schistosoma spindalis, 9695 nucleotides long. NCBI's taxonomy places the organism in Eukaryota, Metazoa, Platyhelminthes, Trematoda, Strigeidida, Schistosomatidae. The record is from the annotation of a GenBank genome assembly.
GCGGGUUUUGUUUUCUACGCGUGGUCGCCUAGCAUUUCUUUUAAGGCCGAGCCAUUCUAUGCAACCUUGCUAACUUUUAAGAAUCUAAUAUAUCCAUUGAGUCUGCAAGGAUGUGGUCCCAAAUUCUUCCCCUUCAUUUGUUUUUGUAUCCAGCGCAGUUUAUACAACCGUUCCAUUAGUGUCUCACCUAGCACUUAUUCUUACUGCUCAGUGGACGUAUGCUUUUCCAGUGAUAUGCAUUAUUUCAAUUUUUAGUGAUGCUGGUAAAUCACUUUUCGCACUACGCCCAAGGAGAAUGCAUAUAGUACACGUACCAGUUCUCAAAGGACUUGAUUUGUCGGCAGAAGGGAGGUGAAUUAUUAUGUUGUACAUUAAUACUUGACCCAUCCAGUCGGUCAUAAUAAUACAUAUUUUACACUUGGAAAUUAUCCCAAAUGCGACAGUGUUUUGGCUACCAAAUACUUUACUUUUUUUGAACAGUGAUGCCUUCAUUUUCAAAUGGAUUUAAUUAGGGAGAUUCCUUUCACUUAUUACGGUUCAUGAUUAGUGAAUGGUUCGAAGGUUGUCCCCUAGUGUUACCCAUUGUUUUUCGUGUACGUGGUAGUUGUUUAUGAACUAAAAAUAGCAUCAAUGUAGAACCUUGAAAAUAAAGUGUAUCAGGUUAAUACGUUAACAUAUGAAUUUCGCAAUAAAUAAUGUGAUUACUAAAGCCGAGUAAUUAAAUCAGUCAGCCAUAUACAGUGUAAAGCCUGACGUGUGCGUCAAUUCAGGUUUCAUAUUUGUUUAUUGAUGUGAACUUAUUGGUACAAUGGCACACCAAAAUAUAUAUGCGCGACACAAUGACGUUAUCACUCAAUGUGUGGGCUCUGAUACUGUCCGGGUGGUUUUCUUAGGGAACAACUUCACGGACCUUUGACCUAGAGAUCUAGUUCACAUCGCAGUAGAGCGACGUUGGUACAUACAGUCCCAACAUUAGGUUCAUGCGCUAUUUGCUCCCUCAGGAUCCUGGAACCCAUGUGCACCAUCGGUCUGAAACCAUGGUUUUCUAGCUCCCUUAUGUGGAUGCACUGUGCCCACCAACCCAGUUAAAGCACUGGUCAUUUGCUUUUCAGCCUCCUAAUUUCGUAAGUAACACCAUCACCACAAGGUAGUGAGUAGGACUUCUCUGACAGUGGCUGUAUAUGCGUGGCCAUAUGAGAGGGAGUGGGAACUCUCCUCACACAGGGCAUUUGGGGAAGUUGACAUGCAACGUUAGGAUUGCGAGACAAAGGUACCAAGAAACCCCAGAGUCGUAGAAGUAACAGUAUCUGUAGUAAUAUAAAAGACUACGUAAUGAAAAACAACAUAGGUGUAUUUCGGGAUUCAAGAACUAGGGGAGAUAAAGAGAAGUAUAUUGUUUGGUACUUACUUACUUACUUACGCCUGUUACUCCCAAUGGAGCAUAGGCCGCCGACCAGCAUUCUCCAACCCACUCUGUCCUGGGUCUUCUUUUCUAGUUCCAUCCAAUUCUUGUUCAUUUUUCUCAUAUCUAUCUCCACUUCCCGGCGUAAUGUAUUCUUUGGUCUUCCUCUCCUCCUUCGACCUUGAGGAUUCCAUAUGAGGGCUUGUCUUGUGACGCAGUUCGGUGCUUUCCUCAAUGUGUGUCCUAUCCACUUCCAGCGAUUUUUUCUGAUUUCUUCCUCCACUGGGAUCUUAUUUGUUCUCUCCCACAGUAGGUUGUUGCUAAUAGUGUCCGGCCAACGGAUCCGAAGUAUCUUACUUAGACAACUGUUAAUAAACACCUGUAUUUUUUGGACGAUGGAUUUCGUAGUUUUCCAGGUUUCCGCCCCAUACAGUAGAACUGUCUUGACAUUUGUAUUGAAAAUUCUGAUUUUGGUGUUGGUUGCCAAUUGUUUUGAGUUCCAGAUAUUCUUCAGUUGUAAAUAUGCUGCUCUUGCUUUGCCAAUCCGUGCCUUCACAUCUGCAUCAGAUCCACCGUGUUCAUCGAUGAUGCUGCCCAAAUAUGUAAAGGUUUUUACAUCUUCCAAAGCUUCUCCGUCAAUUGUGAUUGGAUUGUUGCAUGCUGUGCUGUAUCGAAGAAUCUUGCUUUUCCCUUUGUGUAUAUUGAGACCUAUUGCUUCUGAGGCUGCAGCUACACUGGUCGUCUUCUCCUGAAUUUGUUGUUUCGUAUGCGAUAGAAGAGCCAGAUCAUCUGCGAAGUCUAGAUCAUCCAAUUGCAUCCUAGCUAUCCACUGUAUCCCGUGCUUCCCUUCAGAUAUAUUGUUUGGUACUUAUUGGAAACAUAGGAGUGAAUAAUUCGGAGUGAUCAUUUGAUUACAAACAAUCUUUUCAGUUAGCUUAUUUGAUUCAUUGACUUUCCGUGAAUUCAUAAAACAAUGUUAUAUUUUGUCCUGGUUGGCUUUUAACUUUUUCUAAGUUUGUCCUACCAUAGUUGGCAUUGUAGAUGGGGUCAACUGUAGCUGCGUACAUAACUGCUGUAAAAGGUUUUCUCGUUUGCCAUACCCCACUUUCACCUGAUCAUUAACAUAUUUCUCAACCACUUCGUUCAACAGAAAUUCAUUAUUUCAGUCAGUUUUUCGUAGCCUAAAUUUGCAUCUCACCAUCACAUUUUUGACUAGCGUUCAGUGAAUAUGAGAAGUACUUUAAAGUUAUAUUUGCCCCAAAACUCAAUAUAUGCAUAUCUUCAACUCUCAGCUAUCAUGUUUUUGGUACUGUUUUUGUACCUAAUAGAUUAUGUUGGUUGGGCUUUAACUGUUACAUCAUUUUAGUUUUUGAUUUUCUAUUUUGUAAGCAAUUUUUUUCUAUUAAUUUUAGAUGUCAUUAACAGACCAGUUAAGAGCCUUAGCAGUGCCGAUUACAUCCAGCUAUGUAGUUGACAGUGUUAACCGCAAGUCUUUGAUAUAUGAAGAUGCUUCGAAAAUCGACACUCAGUCUUGUUAUUCAAGCUGUUUAAAGUCGUUUGAAAAACUAUGUGAAAUGGAUAACGCUUUUACCUCAUUUGCCAGUACAUUGUUUUCUGUGACGUCAUGUCAACUGGAAAUGUGCAAUCUCUUACGUCAAGAAAAAGCAAAACUCGACAACGAAAUCUCCAAGUUCCUAUGUUACAUUUCUUCUUUUCUUAAGCAUUUUGUUGCUGUACAAGCUUUAGAAUGGCUAGUAUUCAAAUUUCAGAUUCAUAUACAUUAUGUUGAAGAUUUUAUUCGCUGCAUCAUUCCAUAUCAUGAAACUGGUCUAUUCGUUAAGUUUAUUCAAAUUUUAAAUUUUCAGCAGUUACCUUCUUGUUUCCAGUGGUUAAAACCAUAUGCUGAAAGUGGUAAAGGCAUAUCACGGCAAGAAUUCGCUCGACUAUGUAUCCGAGAACAUACCCUUGUUCCAUUUAUAUGUACAGCCAUCCUUAGUUAUACGGAAUGUUGUCGCGAUUUGGUGCCAACAAGACUUAAUGAUAUGACUAAUUUUUUUUUGGGAAUUGUAACCGCGUUGUGUGAUUCUGGUGUUCCUGAGAAAAAACUUAUCAAGAUAUUAGACUCUUUUCAGGAUGUCAUAAAACACGGAUUACAAUCUAUGAAUAUAGUUCCUUUUCAAUGCGCCACAUUUUUGGUCGUAAUACGUUUCAGUUUGAAGUUGGUAAUUAAUCAAGAACUAGUUCUCGAUUGGAUAUCUUGUAUUUUGAAGAAAACUCGACCUUCUUGUGAAUGGGAAUCAAUGCGUAUUGUAAUCCAACUGAUGCGAAAUCAGCGUAUUCCUUUGUUACCUCCAAAACUUACUGAGCGUCAAAAUGUCUUACUUUCCAAGCUAUCUCCUGAAGAACAACGCAUAAUUGAAGAAGAACAGUCGGCGCUAGUCAAUGAAUAUAAUGAUCCUAAUAAGUUAGCGGCGGAGUGUAUGCAGAAGUUUGAUUAUGUUCAAAAAGCUACACAGUUUGUUGAUGUUAAUAUAAAAAGCUUUGGGUCAAAAAUAACGGAACAAAAAACUGACGAUAUUUUAUUGAAAGAAGAGCUCAAGUUGAAAAUCGAUGGAAUUCAUGCAUUUUUGUCGAGCAUCCCUAAUGUAGGCUGCUGUGUAAUGAAUUGCACUUUAUCUUGUCCUAGCGGACCUUUACCAAAUUCUGAGUGUUGGUUAUCUGAUGUGUUACUCGAAAUAUUUUCUGGUGAAUGUUUUUGUAACAAUAAUUCUGAUCAGCAUAAAAUACAUUAUUCAAAAGUAGAAAUACGACAUUAUAUUCGAUUAUUAAGAUUGGUUAAGUCUUCUAUAAAGGUUCACGUAGAUUCAAAUAAAUAUGCUCAGGGGGUGGUAGUUGCAUCAGGUACACCGAAGCCAAAAUGUUCCCGUAAAUCAAUGUCGACUUUAUGUGGUUUGUUACAAAAAGGCAUUGACAAAGUUUUACCACUCUUGGUUGCUUGCUUGUCACAUCCUGCUGCUACUAUUCGCGUAGAGGCGUACGAUAUCUUACACUUUUGGCUCAAGAAUGAUUUAUCAAAAGAUCUGGAACGCAUGCCGAAUUUUUCUACCUUUUGCUCAAAUUUCGAUUUGACUUCGGAUUUUUCAGCUCAGAUAGAUGAGCUGUUUCCCGAGGAAGUAAGAGAGUUGCUCCUAGGCGAUCCACUCUACUCAUUAAACAAAGUAGCUUCUGUUCUGAUCAAACCUGUUGUUCGCCUGUUAUUCAGUCAAACAUUGGACUUGGGUACCUCGGAGGCUUGCUCAGAAAGUAAAUUUUCCAUAGUUUGCUGGAAGGUUGGUCUACGUUUACUAAAUGAGGAUACCGUCGGUGAUAUUCUUCUUAUUCCGAGUAGUUCAAAUGAAGAAUCUGUCAGAGGCUGGUCUGGAUUUCUAAAUUUGAUACAGUGCUCCAAUAUUCAUUUCAUCGAUUUACAUCAUAUAUGUUUAUCACGUCUUAAUCCAGCAUUAUUUGCAUCUUUAGAAUGUUCUCAUCUUUCAAUCGAUUCUAUUAAAGAGAGAACAUCAAUUUUGCGGAAAUCAACUGGCUGUUUGCAAACUCUCAGUAGAGAUAUGUCAAGCACAGAUCCUUAUCAGGGACCCCAAUUUAGUAUCCUUGAUGCUUUAUAUAAGCUUGGUCAUGAUAAUGUGCAGACUAAUUUCGAUUCCGUUCACAAAGUAUUUUCUCGUCUUCAUCUAAAUGCAGUUCAUUUUGAUUAUAUGUUCAUCAAAUCAGACCCGUCAAGAACAGUUGGUGGCGACAACAGGUCAUUAUUUGCUCGAGUUGCUGAAGCCCGAGAAUCUCGUCGACGUAGUUUACGACUACGGAAAACGAGGGAGGCUAAUUUGGAAUUAUUAAAUGAUGAUAAGAAAACCUAUUCAGAAAGAAUUCGCUUGCGAUUUCUUAGUAUGUUAUUGUCUAUUUUAACUGAAGCCGUGCCACGGUUACAAUCAUAUGAAAUCGCACCUACGGUUCAGAAUAAAUCGAAAUCUGUUGAUUUGAAUACAUCACUAACAGCUGUAGAUACAAAAUCACCAAAUAUUGGCGUAAAGAAAAUAAAAGAUCACAGUUUGCCGAUGAAUGAUUUGAUCACUCCACUAGUUAAUCAUCUUACUAGCAUAUUAAACAUGGAGCAAAAUUUGAAACAAAUAGAAGCAAAUGCAAAUCAAACAAAUGUUCUCCCAGAGUCUGAUACAGAUAGUGAUCUAGAAUCACUACCUGGUGAUUUGUCUGAUAUCCAUAUGGAUCAAGAAGCAGCAGAUAUGUCGCCCGUUAAUGAAGACUCGUGCAUUCGACCACUGUUACGUCAGUGCAUUUAUAAACUUCUGAUUUGCAUCACAACUAUAUUUGCCGAAGGAAAUCGUUGUAAGCGACCUCGUAGAAAACGUUCUCAUCGGCAAACACCAACAGACCAGACAGGUUUACUUUAUUGUUUAACAUCUGCACAAGUUGCUGUGGAUCCAAUUUUCCUCUGCCUCGCUGUUUACCCUGACUGGAUAUCCUUGCAUCAACAAGUUCUACUUUGCUUUAUUGAACUGUCUGUCAUGUUUCCCGGUGCAUUAUGUCAUCAUUUGGUGUCCUUGGUGCAAUGGGUUGCGUGCAAUCGUCAGCUUAUGCGUUUGGAUAACGCUCAUAAUCGUAGUAUUUUGGGACGUCUAAUAUUAGUAACUGUUCCAGCGCUUAUCCGAGCGUCUUCUGAGCAAAUUUCUGCUGGUCUUCAUGUGCUAUAUCUCUUUGUUAUCAGAUUUUCUGAGUUCACUAAUUUGGCUCGGCGUCGUUUAGCACUUUACACUGUUCUAAUUCGUGGUUUGUCUCAAGUAACUGGACCAUUCAUAACAGAUAGUGAACUAAAUCAGUUUAUUACACAAAAACAAAUUACAGAUGAAAUAAAACCAACCAAAAGAGUUGAGGGGGUUGCACGUGGAAAUGAAUGUAAAAUCUCAUUACGGCCUAAAGAAAGUUGGAUUGGAAGUUGGUUGUGGGUUACAUCACUUGUGUUCUUGAAGAAAAAUUGGCAAAUACAAUCAGUUGCUGAUGAAGUUGGACCUUUUCUUAUCGAGUUGUUCAGUCAUUUCGGAUGGGAUCAUCAAGUGCUUGGACUAUGUGAAUGCAUAGAUUUUCUGACAUAUUUGUGUAUGAAUUCUUGUGAUUAUAAGCUUCCUCAAGUUGACGUUUCAGAGAACAGCGGUAACGUCUACGUUGAAAUCGGUCAUUCUCAAAAGCGGCUAAAAUUGAGUUCGUCAUUUGCGAAUCCCAGCAAAUCACCAACCAACAACUUAUCAAUUGGUGCCACCGAAUCUCUGCCAAACGACGGUAAUGUGAACACGGCGACUUCUUUCAGUCAACUCGCGUCUUUUAUUUUCAAUUUAGAUAACACAAUUCAAACAAGCGAACAAAUCCAAACAUCUUUGAACAAUUCUACUGUUGUGACGUUGAACGAAAUGUGGCCCUUAAUCAGUCGAACUAUACAGUUUAUUGUAGCCCUAAUAAGAAAUCCUAAUUAUUGUGAUAAAGUUCAAACAGCUUCUAGCGAUCCAUCAGGUUUAAGUGCUGUUUAUGGUCGGUUAGUGGAACAUAUUGUUCAGUUAAUGCUCGUUGUGGCUACUUUCUUGACGAAAGUAAAAAAAUCGGAUGAAAAAAUGACAGAUGUAGUCUCUUGUGCUGAUGAAACAUUGUCCAGUUUGCAAUCGAUUUUAGUACAGAUCUUGGAUUCAGUUCCUGGUCGAGUAUUCAUUUCCAUGAUCUUAGAUUUAUUCUCCUGUGAAAACCGUGGACUUCGUCGGAAAGCUCUCGACUUAUUAUCUGCUAAAUUGACAAGUUUAACUGCAAAUAUUCAUCCAGUUCCAAUUUUAACUGAUUUUACUAAAAUGAAUUACAAAUCUUUCCUAAAGUCGCAUAAACAUUUAGUUAGCCGAAAUUUUGUUGAUUUAAAUCGUACCAUGGAGGCUGGUUUAGUUCAGUUUACUGGAAAGCUAAUUUCAUUCUAUAAUCUGAAAUGUGGCAAGAUGGAUGGUUCCUUAAGGUCAAAACAUAGUACCGUUUUUGGUUCAGGAUUUUCACGCCAGUGUCUAGCUUGUUUGAGGAGUUUAACCAAAUUAUUGGCCUACCAUUAUCCAGGGGAAUUCAUGAGGGCUUUGGACAGUUUAAUGACAGUUCCUAGUAAUUGGUGGAUUAAUGUUGGUGUUACAGAUGCUCAUCAAGCUUCAGUUAACUCAACUGAUGAACCGCUUGUGGAAAGCAAUCCACAUGGACAUCAUUUCGGGUCAUCUCUUGCUGAGUCAAGAUCCUUAGCCUGCUUGUUUUUUGUUGAAUGUUUACAACGUUUACCACCACAGUCUUUAUAUCCGGAAGCUAGCGCAACUACAUCCCGCCUUAGUUGGUUACUUUCUUUUGCGUUAGACCAUGGUUAUACUUGUACAUCUUUUGCUUCUUCACCAAAGUUGUCUGUAAAACAAUGUUCUGUGAACUCACCAUGUAAAUCAGAUCGUUACAUGAAAUUGGUGACUGGUACUAUGCACUCAAGAGAUCAGCACUUAUUGGCUAGUUUAACGCUGAUCAGCAAUCUACUUGAGUUAGCCAUCAUUCAUCGGUUAUGUCAGCAGUCUAAAGGUGACUACUCUUCAGACAAUACUGAAUCAGCUAUUGGAAAGUGGUUAGAAUUUGAGAGUACGACUAAGAAAAAUACGAAUAAUUCUGCGUAUCAAGAACCUGUUGCAGUAACACUGCUAAGUUUUGUAUUUCAGCUCCGCAAAGACAACUUGUCAACACUAACAGGUUGUAAUCCAGAACGUUCUAGUUCUGUAUUUCGUCAGAUUUUAAACCUUAUUGAACACAUACAUAAACUUCUCCGUCACGUAACAGAAGUCAGUUAUUUACUCACAUCAAUUCGGAUUGUAAUUGAAAAAGCCUCUAAAACGAAUAGUAACACUUUAUUACAUGGUGCUUUGUCUUUCUUAUCUGAUUUUGGCGAAUCCAUGGCACCCAUUGAAGAGAACGGUGUGUUUGCUUCUAAAGAUGAAAAUCAGUUACAUUCUUUCGCAACAAUGCAUGCUACUCAGCCCGACCUGACAUGGCGCUUGAUCCAUACGUGUUUGUGUACUGUUGUGAAUCAACUGAAUGAAGCUGAUCUUCGAAAUACUACAGAAUUAAAAAAUAACGAUAUGCUUUUAUAUCUCUACCGUUCUGUCGCUAGUUUAAUCAGUUCAUUACCAGAUGAUAAUGCUCGCCUGAAAAUUUGUCAACAGUUGUUUACAUGGGUCAAUGUUCAAGAUAAUGAAAAAGAAUCAAUUGAUCAAAUCAAAGAUAUCACUGAUCAGAUGCUACUACGUUUAUCAGUUGUAUUCAGGAUAAUGGAAAGAAUUCCAGAUUAUCUGAACACAGAAGAAUUUUCUGAAUUAAGCAAACAGUUGUAUUUAGUUGAUUAUAUUGUUCUAAUAUUCAUCAUAGCUGUUGGUAAUAAAUUUAAAGGUGCUAAAAAAUUGUCCAAUCGGUUAGGUUUUGGCCGAUCGCUUCAAUGCUAUUCUGAUGGAGCUACAUCUUGUGUUUUAAUUUGUAUUCAUGCUUCAUUGUCAUGUUUGCGCAAAUGGCUUGUUGGAGAGGUGAAAAAUGUUGGAUGUCUGGAUGCUGCCUCAAUCGGAGAAUCUGUACAAUAUAUUCCCUCUGUUUUAAUUGGAUUACUCGAUAUAUCUUUUCCAUCUUCUCAUGCACCCCCAAUAAAUGAAACUGAUAUUCAAGAUGUAUUAGGCUCAUAUUUGAAUGCAAUAUGCGGUGAUGAAGCCUAUCUUCGUCCACUUGGUUCCGCACUGACUGAACGUAUUAUGCACUCCACGUACUGGCGUACUAGGUUGGCUGCAAUUCGAUUGUUAAAGUUUGUCUUUAAUCAUUCAAAUGAGCAUGAAAUUGACAAUGAUAAGGAUAUUACAAUGGAUUCAAAACUUUCUGGUCCUGUCAGUUGUAUUGUAUCAGAUUCACUAUUAGCUCUGUCAGAAGCGUUAGAAGAUGACCGACCAGAAGUUGAAACUGAAGCCAAUAAACUAUUUGCUGAAUUAGAACAAAUGGGUCUGACUGUCACAAAACCGUAAACUAUUAAAUUACCACAAGCUCUAUCAGCUAAUAAAACUAAUAAUUAUUUUGAAAUAAAUCCUUUUGUAUAGUCCUUCCUAUGUGCUUUCUAACUCAUGUGAAUAAAUAUAAUUUUGUGUCAAAGAUAUCAUUUGUACAUGGUUUCAGUUUAUGUCCUGAUCAAUUAUAUUUUUUUGAC